UCAAAUUUUGAAGAUUUUGGUGGAUUUCUUGUUGAAGAUAUCGAAAAAGAAAUUAAAAGAGGAAGCAAGUUGAAGUGCUUUUUAUGCAAAAAGAAAGGCGCUACUGUCGGAUGUGAAGUGAGAAUAUGCAGAAGAUCUUAUCACUAUCCAUGUGCUGUACGUGAUGAGGCAGCAGUUAUUGAAGACAAUGAUAGGGGUAUUUACAGAAUUUAUUGUAAAGCGCAUAAAAAAGAUACGGAAAAUCCAGCAUCCAAUGGAAGCUUCCACAAUAAUGAUGCUGGCAGUGGUACAGAUGAUGACAUUGUUACUGUUGAGGAGAAUAAUCGUCGUGUAGCCUUAAAUAGCAAGAAACUGCAACCAGGAUUAUCAAAAAGCGUUAAUCAGAGAACACCUGCUAUGAGAAAGAGGCUGAUCAGUUCUGACACAGAUGAAAGUGAUGACUUGCCAAUAUUUACUGGCUACUGUGUAAAAGGUUCCAAUAAAUCUCCAAAUGAUUCAAAACAGAGGAAGCUUGAAGGUGGUGAUCAAAUGCAGGACAAGGAGAGAUGCUUUCAGUCCAAUUCUUUUGCAGAAAACGAGACUGACCCUUCAAAUGAGAGCUCACCCUCCUUGCUCUGCACAUUCAGUCCUCAGAAUACUCAAAGUGGAACUCCGUUGAAAGAGACCAAUAAUACCAGGCAUGCACACCCUGAUUCUCCACUCAUUUCAGAUGAACGUGAGCCAAACGAUGCAAGCUGCAGUGAUGCAAGCACAAAUUUAGACCAACAAGAAGUCCAAGAGGAAAUUGGAGACAUACAGCAAGAAGUCGGAAUGCAGAUAAUUGAAGAGACCCCAAGUACAAGCAGAAAACUAUGUUUUACAGGACAAGCAGACACAUUCUGGAGGAAAUGCAAAGAAGCUCAGUGUGUGGAGAUGAUCUUCCAGAAAAUUCAGAAUGAUCUGAAUGUCAUUCAGCAAAAUAUAAUUAAUGGAGAUGCCACAGAUAAGGAGUAUGAGAUUGCGUGGAAUAUACUUAGGACUCUGGAUUCACUUCAUGUACUGUCAGAAUUCCAAUCUGAAAUACAUGAAAAACUGCAACGCCUUGAAGAAGAAAAAUCAACUUUAAAAAUAAAAGAGUGUCUCAUUGAAGAGUUAAGAAAGAUAGCUGGAUCACUGAAUCAUAAAUCUGACAGAGAAAACUGUCUCCCGUUCUGAAGCUGUCCUCAUUGGAAGUUGUGAGCUUUUGCACAUUAGCAGUAAGCAGUAUAUCAUCAAGUGGAGAAUGUAGACACUCUAGGCCACCCGAGUUCCAAGUAUCUUGAGGGAUUCAAGCCUGUGUGGGAUAGAUGGGAGGCACUCAAGGUAUCAUUGUGCUUAUUUUCCUGGGAACGUUGCUGAUUGGUCAAGCAACAUGCCUGAAAUUGGGGCUUUUCAAACUUGAUUUUAACAUUGGAUACUGAACGUGGUGGAUAAUGUGCUGCAUCAGUUCUUGCGAGGCCAAAGCAUCCUCUGGGCUCCAGAGGAAUUAUGGGGACAUAUUGGAUCUUCAUACCAGCUUGGCAUUUGGACUGGUUGCCAGGUAUUAUGCUCAUUCAGAGUUAGUGGGGCAUAUUGAUGGAGACCAUCAUCUUCACCAAUCAGCUGUCAAAAUAAUUCCAAUCUCCUAUAAAAUAGCAGAUUGCAAAAUCUAAGUUGUUAGUCCAACUCAUGGUAAGUACUGCAGGAGAUACUGAAAUCAGUAAUGCCAUGCUUCAAGCACAACUGCUGGCCUGACUCUAUAACCACAUUGCAGAAUUCUCAUUCUAAAUGGUUAC
Hemiscyllium ocellatum (epaulette shark) is the source of this 1793-nucleotide messenger RNA. RefSeq lists its product as uncharacterized. The record is from RefSeq and is a predicted model, not a curated record. The coding region runs from base 397 to 1194 and encodes 265 amino acids. NCBI's taxonomy places the organism in Eukaryota, Metazoa, Chordata, Chondrichthyes, Orectolobiformes, Hemiscylliidae. The transcript is spliced from 15 exons.